AUGGAUUCCCGAAUCCUCGACGGAAUUUUGAACGCUGGCGCUGCUGUUGGCGUCGAGAAGACGUGUUCUGACGACGAUUUCAUCGAUCGAGUCAAUCAUACUUAUACAAUGAACCUUCUCAUGUUCUUCACGGCGAUUGUGCUUUCUAGGCAGCUGGUGGGCAAACCAAUCAGCUGCUGGAUCCCCAAUGACUUCACUGGCGCCCAAGGCGAGUAUGCGGAAACUGUCUGCUGGGUCACUUCAACAUAUUUUAUCCCACCUGCUCAAACAACUGUUCCCAUCCAAGAGGAUAUUCGAUAUGAGAGGAAAAUAUACUAUUACCAAUGGGUACCCUUUAUAUUAAUGAUUCAAGCUGCCUUGUUUGUGCUCCCUUGUAUUAUUUGGCGACUCUUCAAUACCCAAUCAAGGAUUAACGUGAGUUUCGCUCACAUUAAAUUUUGCUUGACGUAG
Molecule: messenger RNA, 450 nt
Organism: Mesocestoides corti
Lineage: Eukaryota; Metazoa; Platyhelminthes; Cestoda; Cyclophyllidea; Mesocestoididae
Source: the annotation of a GenBank genome assembly